Pomacea canaliculata is the source of this 2585-nucleotide messenger RNA. RefSeq names its product E3 ubiquitin-protein ligase TRIM33-like. The record is from RefSeq and is a predicted model, not a curated record. The coding region runs from base 235 to 1836 and encodes 533 amino acids. NCBI's taxonomy places the organism in Eukaryota, Metazoa, Mollusca, Gastropoda, Architaenioglossa, Ampullariidae. The transcript has 6 exons. Gene Ontology annotation, molecular function: zinc ion binding.
CGUGACCUGUGUUCAUGGCGCCCACCCGGUCGUACUGAUAAUUUCACAGUAUUCGGGACAAGAUUUCUUGACUUCUGAGUCUCCACAUGUGAUCAGCACUACUCAAGCGUGACCUAGCCUGUUACACUGAAAGUCUCUAUGUAAUAUAAACACGUUGAUACCAUCUGACGUGUGAACAUUCACCGAACUCCGUCAGUGUGUUGUCAACCGCCAUUUACAGACUGGCCUUUAGCUAUGGCAACAGUAGUCCAAGCGCAUGAAAGAGAGUGUGCCGUGUGCACCAAUGACUUCAACACACCAAAACUUUUACCCUGUGGUCAUCUCAUGUGUCGACAAUGUGUCAUUUCCUGGCUGGACUCCAAAUCCAACGCUGGUUGUCCUCUGUGUACCUGUCCUAUAGUAGAGCAUCAAGUCAAUUCGUCUCGAAUCUCAGCUGAUGUUGUCGACGCCCUGCCUACAGACUCUGUGAUGGAAGCUAUAGUAGAAAAUGCGAGUAUACUGAUGAAGGGUGGCAUGUGCACUGUAUGUGACGACCUGAAAGCUGAGUACAUCUGUAUGCAAUGUCUGGAAAAGAUGUGUCCAUCGUGUAUGAAGAUACACAAGAAGAUGGUAGUGAGCCGUAGUCACGAUGUGGAGAGUGUCAGCACUGUGACACCUGAACGUCUGGCUGCCAGCCGCCCUGCACUGUGUGCUGACCACGGCGACAAACAGGCGGAGAUGUUUUGUGUUGACCACAACCUUGCUAUCUGUACGCCAUGUUUUUCUAACAAACACAAGGCCUGCCUAGACGUCAAGUCUCUAGAUGAAAAAAUGAAGUCAGCUGAAGACGCAUUUCAUUCAUUGAGAGAAAAAUUACUUACAGCAGAGGACAACCUGAAGCAAGCAAUAGUCAACCUAAAUGUCCGCGUGCAAACAGCGGAUGUCACUGAACAGCAAAACAUGGCGCUGGUGGACAAGACAUGUGACCGACUCCAGAACUUGGUGGACGAGUGUAGGAAACAAGUGAAGAAACUUAUUAGUGAUUCUGUGUCAAAGUUCAAGAAUUCCUUGUAUGACGUCAAAAGCGAGCUGGACAAACGUUUAGGGAAAGUGACGUCACACAAACAUCUCGUGACGCGAGCCACAACAGUCAGACCGCGUCCCGCGCUGAUACACGCAGCAAAGACUCUGACAGACAGGGUCAACAACCUUGACCUCAGUGAUAAAGUGGAAGCAGAGGCUUGGGUGAAUCCAUGGCCAGAGACAAUGACAUAUUGUGAUGAUGUGGUGAAAGUAAUAGGCGAUGAGUUAAAGAGCAUUCGACAGAUUGUUCUUGCUGAAAAACCAGUCCUUGUGUUCCACGAAAACUGCGGGACCAACAUUCGUCUGACGAACUUCAGAAAGACCGCACGUAGGGUUCAGCUUGACAAGUACGGCGACGGUGUGAUCGUGUCACGUGACGCCAUGGCUGUAAACGUCUUGUAUGAAGUCAGAAUAGACGAAAUAAAAAGUCCAUCCGGAAUCAGUUUAUUGCUUGGUGUGACGAGCGUCUCUUCUACACAGCUCCCUCUGCCGACGAGGUCUUAUGACCUGAAAGGUUCCGUCAUUCUUUGGCAAACUGGAGUGCGCGUCAAAGAUAGCGAUACCUGGACUAAUGUCACUGAAGCUCUCAACUUCCUCAAAGUCGGGAGUCGUGUUGGACUGUUGGUGGACUCAUCAAACAACCUUCACUUUUACGCCGAUGGACACGACCAGGGUGUUGCAGCAAAAGAUGUUCCUCAGCCCUGCUUCGCCUUCUUUGACCUUUACCACAAAGUCAUUCAGGUGACAGCGCUUCCCACUUCUGAGAGGACAUGAAGCACACGUGAUAAUAAACAGGGAGAGACAAUAACAACAGUGAUAACACUUAUAUACGACGACAUCGAGUCUGGCAAUGAUUUUAUUAGUUAACUCUACCUUGUGCUGCUGUUUGUUAAAUAACUGAUGUAAAGAACUUGCAAAAGCUGACAUAAAUGGAUGUAUUGCUCUGCACACUACCUAACCGAAUAAAACGAUAUACUUUGCGUUAGCUGAUCCCGUGACCAUUCUCUUCAUUCUUUCAUUUACUAACUUGUUAUGUGAGACUCGUUAUAGCAAGAAAGUCCAUGUGACAUCUACUGGAAUAAUGAUACAUUUUUUUAAUUCUUGCUGCUACAAGCUGUUUCUUAGCAUGUCUUUUUAGAAUCGUCGGUAUAGUUGUACCCAUUACGUUUUAAUUUAGCAAGUCAUACAUCAUUUUUUGUUUUCUCUACCUACAGACUAUAUUUUGUAGAUCUAUUUCAAUGAGACUCAUGAGCCCAGGUUGAUGAAAACAUAUAAACAGUUUUAUAAAAUAUCGUCGUGUAUGCUCAUAGGCCAGUUUUUAAUGUACAGUUGUGUGAAGUGUAAAUGUACGAGAGUUCUGAUGCCUUGGGAUGUUGGCAGGGAUGGGAAGUAGCUGAAGUCUAGCUACAGCUACUGUAGCCGGCUACAAAUUUUAAAAAAGUAGCUUGUAGCCGUAGCUACAUUUUAGAAAGUAGCCGUAGCUUGGCUACAUGUUGGCUACUUUCACGACCAUUCGUCGACAG